Messenger RNA from Osmerus eperlanus (European smelt), 979 nucleotides. Its product is annotated as Kv channel-interacting protein 1-like. The transcript is spliced from 8 exons. Gene Ontology annotation, molecular function: calcium ion binding; potassium channel regulator activity; transmembrane transporter binding. Gene Ontology annotation, cellular component: voltage-gated potassium channel complex. Bases 284 to 931 code for a protein of 215 amino acids. The record is from RefSeq and is a predicted model, not a curated record. Gene Ontology annotation, biological process: regulation of potassium ion transmembrane transport. Lineage: Eukaryota; Metazoa; Chordata; Actinopteri; Osmeriformes; Osmeridae.
CUCUCUCUCUCUCUCUCUCUCUCUCUCUCUCUCUCUCUCUCUCUCUCACACACACACGCUCUCUCUUUCUCUCUCUCUCUAACACAUACGCACCACACACUCCCAAACACAGCCAGCCAAUAGAACUGCGUAGGUUCCCCAGUUAGAGAGAGUAACGAUCUCCAGGCUCGCACGGACAGAAUGCUGAUGUAGUAAGUUACAGACACAGGAAACAGCACACAGAGCACGUACAAACGCACACGCACACACAAGAGCAGACUCACAACACACUUGUUCCGAAAACAUGGGGAUCGUGGUAGGAACGUUUUCGAUGCAAACCAAGCAGGUGAACUAUCGGAAAGACAAGGUAGACGAUGACCUGGAGAUGACCAUGGUGUGCCAUCGUCCAGAGGGGCUGGACAAGCUGGAGGCUCAGACUAACUUCAGCAAGAGGGAGCUGCAGGUGCUCUAUCGGGGCUUCAAAAAUGAGUGUCCUAGUGGCGUGGUGAAUGAGGAUACCUUCAAACAAAUAUACUCCCAGUUCUUUCCACAUGGAGAUGCUAGCACCUACGCUCACUAUCUCUUCAACGCCUUUGACUCGGCUCACAGUGGAUCAAUCAAGUUCGAGGACUUUGUCACGGCUCUGUCCAUCCUGCUGAGAGGGUCUGUGAGGGAGAAGCUGCAAUGGACCUUUAAUCUGUACGACAUCAACAAAGAUGGCUACAUCAAUAAGGAGGAAAUGACAGACAUUGUCAGAGCGAUCUACGACAUGAUGGGGAAGUACACCUACCCUGCUCUGAAGACGGACGCUCCUAAACUUCAUGUGGAAGCCUUCUUCCAGAAAAUGGACAAAAACAGAGAUGGGGUGGUCACUCUUGAUGAGUUCAUUCUGUCCUGCCAGGAGGAUGAGAACAUCAUGAAGUCCCUUCAGCUCUUUGAGAACGUCAUCUAGACCAUGGGGAGGAAGAGAAAAACAGACAAUCGGAGCGAGAGGAAGAGA